Dimorphilus gyrociliatus is the source of this 2769-nucleotide messenger RNA. The record is from the annotation of a GenBank genome assembly. NCBI's taxonomy places the organism in Eukaryota, Metazoa, Annelida, Polychaeta, Dinophilidae.
AUUGGGAAACCAGUCUAGACACGGCGUUUUUUCGCUACAGUAUCACCAGUCUUCGCCAAUAGCUGUCACAGUAUAGACGCCUUUAAAAACCCUCUUGACACCUGAAAAUAUCGGAUUUAAUUAAUCUCCUUUUAUUCCGUUCCAUUCGUAAGUACAUGCAACAUGCUGAUUUCCUUUACAAGAAAAAGAAACACUGUUAAUGAAUCAUUUUCCUCGGAAAAAAUCGAAAUGACUCGUCUUUCGAGCGUCUAUCGAUCGAGCCGUCACUGACGUUAUUUUUUCGUUUACGAUUUAAGCAAAGAAUAAUUUGUAUAUAUAUGAAGGAAGGGAUGAAUUUAAUGUUUCUUGAAGUUGAAAGAUUAAAUAGUCUACGAAAUAGAUGAAAUUUAUUCGUGAUAAAUUAUUAAUAGCAGUUUAAUUAUGAUAAAAUUCCCUCAAUUUCACAAAUGUUCAAUGAAAUUAGUAAAACGUACAUUUAACAAGAAUAAUCUCUUUUAGAAAAAUUAGUUGACUCUUAUUUUCUGUUACAGAAUAGCAAAAAACAUGCAAGCCAACGAUCCAAUGUAUGCUGGCUAUGGCGGUGAGGUGGAAGAUGUUCAACCCAACUUAAAAGCUGAGCGCCCCGAUAGCUUACCAACUCGUAAAAAUGAAAAGCAUCGAGACUUUCUCGAUUCCCUUUUCACAAAUGUUAACUAUGACCUUCUUCUAUCCAAAGUCUUCUACUUUUUUUUCUUUGGAGCUUUCGGUUGUCUUUUCCCACUCAUGGCCGUGUACUUCAAGCAAUUAGGAAUGAAUGCAAGCCAGGCAGGAUUUUUGAUCGGUGUAAGACCUUUCAUUGAGUUUUUCUCGGCACCUUUUUGGGGAGGAAUAGCAGAUAAAUGGCAGAAAGGCAAGAAAUUGCUAUUAUUUAGCCUUUUCUCCUGGGUCGCUUUCAUGAUGGGAUUAGGAUUUGUGACAACUCCUGCAAGUGCUUGUUUACUUUCCAAUGGAUCAAAAAUUAUGCUAGUUGAUCCAUGGUCAGAGACAGUAUCAAAAGAACCAUCAAGAAUAAAGAGAGAGAUUCAAUAUGUUGGCGACUCCAAACAGUAUUAUCUACCAUAUCCCUAUCCAAGAGGACAUUUUGGGCAAUCUCCAUUGCCUCUAGAAAAAAAUGAAAUUGUCAACUCAAAAAAUUUUGAUUUAUCAGAACUUGUUUCACCUCCGUUUUCAAGCGUUGUAUACAAAACGAGGGACAUACAACGAGUGUUUCUUCUAGUUAUCAUAUUAGUAAUCAUAGGUGAAUUCUUCAGUAGUCCAGCAGCAACGCUAGCAGAUUCGGCUGUACUCGGUUAUCUUGGUGAUGACCUAGAAAACUACGGAAGACAGAGGCUAUUUGGUAGUUUUGGCUGGGCUUUAGCAAUGUUUUUUGUUGCAAUAGCUCUAGAUCAUUCUCACAUUUUUCCAGAUCAUCCUUGUGGUAGUCAACAAAUAGGAGAGCGAAACUACACAGUUUGUUUUGCUGUGUUUAGUGUGUUGAUGGCUUGUGCCUUUUUGGCGGCAACUCAAUUGAGAUUCAUAUAUGAGGGAGAGCCUCAAGAACCGAUUCCUCUCACUAUAAUCAGAAAUAAACUGUUUGGAAGAAAUGAUCCCAUCCCUCAGACACAGACCGCUUCCAUAGAUCCAGAAAAGGAUGAUGGACAAAUGUCUGCUCCAACCUCCUCAACAUUUAUACCAAGAGGAAAACCGGGUCAAAGUGGGACUUUGAAAAAUUGGCUGAUAGUACUUAGGGAAUGGGGAGAAACUGCGUAUGCUGCAAUGCUAUUUCAAGCUUGGUUUAUGGGUUUUGGAGUUGGUUUAGUCUUUGCUUUCCUGUUUUGGCAUUUGCAAGGUCUUGGAGGAGCUCCAUCGCUUUUUGGCGUGGCAUCUGUAAUUAAUCAUGUUUCAGAGGUGGUAGCUUACUUUUUCAGCAAGAAAAUUUUGUUUAGCAUAGGUCAUGUUAAGGUUCUCUAUUUGGGAUUAUUUGGCAACGCCUGCCGUUUUUUGUAUGUCAGCUGGUUGUCUAAUCCUUGGUGGGUUCUCCCAUUCGAAUUCGUCCAGGGAUUAACACAUGCUCUAGUUUGGGCUUCUGCCUGUUCGUAUCUGACACAAGGAAUCGAGACAAAGAAUAGAUCGACUGCACAGGGCAUUCUACAAUUAAUUCAUCAUGGACUAGGCAGAGGAAGCGGAGCAAUUAUUGGUGGAGCUUUGGUUCAAUAUUUUGGCACGGAAUAUACAUUUAGAGGCUACGGAAUAGCAUGCAUCGUCGUUCUUUUAGGAUAUAUUUUUAUCAAUUGGUAUUUUGGUGGCCGACCACGGCAAAUGGAAGACAUACCAGGAGCCGAGAAACCUGAUGAAGUUAUGGAGGAAACUUCUCAUUUAGCUCCAUGUGGUGUUCCAAUGAAUCCAAUGUCUCGAAAUUUAAGUAGCAGCCGACUCUCCGAUCUAGCUAAUCAGGACAAAAACAAUCAACAGGGGAGAUAUGGCACAACUUCUGAUUCUAAUGGGUACGCCGGAGGCAGAGAGGAAUUGCCAAGAUAUCCGGAAGGCUAUGGACCUGACACUGGUUAUGGUUAUGCGUUGAGCCCCACUGGAAAUAACAAUCUUCGACCCCUAAAAGAAGUUAUGGAGAAAAGUAAAGAUGUCACAACGUUGUUGAUAACUGGCCAACCGACUGUUUUAACGAAAGCGUAUCUACAGCAACCAGAACCUCUCUUUGGUCGGGAUUCGGAGGAAGAAAAUGAAUGGAACUGA